Molecule: messenger RNA, 1536 nt
Organism: Polistes dominula (European paper wasp)
Lineage: Eukaryota; Metazoa; Arthropoda; Insecta; Hymenoptera; Vespidae
Gene: CSN4
Product: COP9 signalosome subunit 4
Cellular component (GO): COP9 signalosome; cytosol
Source: RefSeq, a predicted model, not a curated record
UUGCAGAAUAGAAGUUGGUCAAUUUAGAUAUGAUGAAUAUUGGUAUUUGUUCAGAAAUAAAAUAUAGUUCGUGGCCUAUGUUCGUCGAAAAGAUGGUGACGAUAGCCGUUGUACGUCAACAACUCGCAAAUUUGAUACAUUCUGGCGGUUCUCACAAGGAUCAAGCCGAAAAAUAUCGUUCAAUUUUAGAAUUGAUACUAACAUCGGCUAACUCAAACCAAAUACAAGGAAACGGCGAGCUUGUCGAUGCUUUAAAAAUUUUCAUCGAAUCAAUUGUUAAUGAAAAUGUAAGUUUAGUAAUAUCAAGACAAGUUUUAUCAGAUGUUAGUAGUAAAUUACAAAGUCUACCUGAUGAAAUUUCGAAGGCUGUUUCACAUUAUACUUUAGAUAAGGUUCAACCUCGUGUUAUAUCUUUCGAAGAACAGGUAGCUAAUAUAAGGCAACACUUAGCUGAUAUUUAUGAACGUAAUCAAAAUUGGCGAGAAGCAGCUAAUGUCUUAGUUGGAAUCCCACUUGAGACGGGGCAAAAACAAUAUACCGUUGAUUACAAACUCGAAACUUAUCUUAAGAUUGCACGAUUGUAUCUAGAAGAUGAUGACCCAGUACAAGCUGAAGCGUUCAUUAAUAGAGCGUCUCUCUUGCAGGCAGAAUCUAAAAAUGAACAAUUACAGAUCUAUUAUAAAGUUUGUUAUGCGAGAGUAUUAGAUUACAGAAGAAAAUUUAUAGAAGCUGCACAGAGGUAUAACGAAUUGUCGUACAGAUCUAUCAUACACGAAGAUGAACGAAUGACUGCUCUUAGAAAUGCGUUAAUUUGUACAGUACUUGCUUCUGCAGGACAGCAAAGAAGUCGUAUGUUAGCGACAUUAUUCAAAGAUGAACGUUGUCAACAACUUCCUGCAUAUUCGAUCCUGGAAAAGAUGUAUUUGGAUCGUAUAAUCCGUCGUUCCGAACUUCAAGAAUUUGAAGCUCUUCUACAACCGCAUCAAAAAGCUUGUACUAUCGAUGGGUUGGGAUCUACUAUACUUGAUAGAGCUGUUAUCGAACAUAAUUUAUUAUCCGCUAGUAAAUUAUAUAACAAUAUUACCUUUGAAGAAUUAGGCGCUUUGCUGGAAAUUCCACCAACAAAAGCUGAAAAAAUUGCUAGUCAAAUGAUUACUGAAAGCAGAAUGAAUGGUUAUAUAGAUCAGAUAGACUCCAUUGUUCAUUUUGAAACACGCGAAACAUUACCUACUUGGGAUAAACAAAUACAGUCAUUGUGUUAUCAAGUUAAUCAAAUAAUAGAAAAGAUCGCACAAACUGAACCAGAAUGGAUUGCAAAAGCGAUGGAAGAUCAAUUAGUUCACUAAUAUCAGUCUUCGCUUAAUAAUGAAAAGAAUUCACACAUUAUAGGUAAUCUACUUUUUUGUUUAAUUCUUCAUCAAACAUUGAAUUACUCAUCAUUGUUUUAUGGUCAAACAUAAAGAUUUGUUAUGCUAGGAAAACUUACACUUUAGUAUAUAUAAAAUCUCAGUUGUAUUAUUAUUAUUAUUAUUAUUA